AUGGGCCAGAAACGAGCGCGAGAUUCGAAGGGAGCGGGACUUCAGUCGAAGAAGCGGAAGAGGGCCGGCAAGGCCGCUGAAGCGGACAGCAACUGGGACGGCAUUGUUGGGGUGGACGACCUGAACUGGAAAGAAGUCGCUCUCCCCGACCGGCUUGAGGACGCUGGGGGGUUCUUCGGGCUGGAGGAGAUCGAUGGAGUGGAUAUUAUUCGGCCGCAGGGAAAUGGUGAGAUCAGGUUCAAGGCGGUGGCUGGAAAACCGAAGAAAUCGAUCCUGAAGAAACCGGAACCGGGAGAAGAAGACGGCGGUGCCGAGGAAUGGUCGGGCUUCAGCGAUAAUGAGCAUGACGGAGAGGUUACGGAUGAUCGUUCUCCAAGGAAAGACACACCUGUUCAGGAACAAGCGGAGGCAGAACCCGCGGCAGAGGCGAAGGAAGAGUCCAAGAAAACCGAGAAGAAGGAGUCCAGGAAGGAGAAGAAGAACAAGAAGAAGAACAAGGACAAAGAUGAUGAGAAUCAACAUGAUCGGGAGAUCAAAUCGGGCCUCUCCUUUGCCGCUCUCCAGGACGAGGAAGAGGACGACGGGGUGGACGUGUCUGAUUGGGAUUCACUUGGUCUUUCGCCAGAGGUACUAACAAGCCUGUCCAAGAGCAAGUUCUCGACUCCCACAUCGGUACAAAGAGCUUGUAUACCUCGCAUUCUUGAAGGGCACGAUGUCAUCGGCAAGGCCUCGACCGGAUCGGGAAAAACGCUGGCGUUUGGCAUACCUAUCCUUGAGCACUACUUGGAAAGCAAGAGAGUAUCUGAUAAGAAUGUUGGAUCGAAGAAGAAGCAGAAGGUUCCGGUGGCGCUUGUUCUGUCUCCUACUCGAGAGUUGGCUCAUCAAUUGGCCAAACACAUUGGAGAUCUCAUUGCCAAUGCGCCAGGCGCCGACGCGAAAAUCGCACUACUGACUGGUGGUCUAUCCAUCCAGAAGCAGCAGAGACUUCUUGCAGCGGGAGAUAUUGUCAUUGGUACUCCCGGUCGUGUAUGGGAAAUCCUCAGCUCCGGACACGGGUUGAUUCGCAAAAUGAAGCAGAUCAAGUUCCUUGUUGUCGACGAAGCCGAUAGACUACUGAGUGAGGGCCAUUUCAAGGAGGUCGAAGAGAUUCUGGGUGCCCUGGAUCGGGUUGAAGACGGCGAGGCGCCGGAUGAAGAGGAGAACAAGGACAACGAGGACGCCAAGGUGGCCCAAGAGGAACGGCAGACCCUUGUCUUCUCUGCUACAUUUCAUCGCGACCUACAACAGAAACUCGCAGGCAAGGGUCGCUGGACAGGCGGUGAUUUGAUGGAUAGGAACGAGUCGAUGGAGUACCUCCUCAAGAAGCUGAACUUCCGGGAGGAAAAGCCCAAGUUCAUUGACGUCAACCCUGUCUCGCAGAUGGCAGAAGGUCUUAAGGAGGGUAUUGUCGAAUGUGCUGCAAAUGAGAAGGAUCUCUUCCUCUACGCACUGCUUCUCUAUCACCCCAAACAUCGCACACUGAUAUUUACCAAUUCCAUCUCGGCGGUCCGCCAUCUCACGCAAUUCCUUCAAAGCCUUCAACUCCCCGCUCUUGCUUUGCAUUCGUCCAUGAUCCAGAAGGCCCGACUGCGCUCCUUCGAACGCUUCUCCUCCCCGACAUCCGACCCAGGGUCCAUCUUGAUCGCAACUGAUGUCGCUGCCCGCGGUUUGGAUAUCAAGGGCAUCGACUUUGUCAUCCACUACCAUGUUCCCCGGACAGCGGACACAUACGUCCACCGAUCUGGACGUACAGCGCGUGCUGGAUCGACAGGCAAGAGUGUCAUCAUCUGCUCGCCCGACGAACUGGUCGGGGUGGUGCGCCUGGCGGCCAAAGUCCACCACGCAUACAACAAGGGCAACGAACAGCAACCGAAGAAGAAACUCCCCCUGGAAUCCCUCGAGCUCGAUCGCCGGGUGAUUUCUCGCAUCCGACCUCGGGUGACGCUAGCGAAACGUAUUGCCGAGUCGACUAUCGCCAAGGAGAAGAUCUCCGCAGAAGACAACUGGCUGCGUUCCGCUGCUGAGGACCUCGGCGUCGACUACGACAGUGACGAGUUCGAUGAGGCCAAGGGGAAGGGUCGAGGCCGCGGUCGAGGCCGGCAGGAACGAGAGCGCAAAGCCGGCAGCGUGACCAAGGGGGAAAUGGCGGGCAUGCGGGCGGAGCUGAAGCAGCUCCUCUCGCAGCGAGUGAAUAUCGGGGUCAGCGAGAAGUAUCUCACGGCGGGUCGGGUGGACAUCGAGGCCUUGUUGCGAGGAGAGGGCAAUGCCUCGUUCUUGGGGCAAGUCGAUCCAUUGAACUUUUAG
Molecule: messenger RNA, 2343 nt
Organism: Penicilliopsis zonata CBS 506.65
Lineage: Eukaryota; Fungi; Ascomycota; Eurotiomycetes; Eurotiales; Aspergillaceae
Exons: 3
Coding region: 1-2343 (780 amino acids)
Cellular component (GO): nucleolus
Molecular function (GO): RNA helicase activity; nucleic acid binding; ATP binding
Source: RefSeq, a predicted model, not a curated record